Molecule: messenger RNA, 957 nt
Organism: Notothenia coriiceps (black rockcod)
Lineage: Eukaryota; Metazoa; Chordata; Actinopteri; Perciformes; Nototheniidae
Product: aminopeptidase N-like
Exons: 9
Biological process (GO): proteolysis; peptide catabolic process
Cellular component (GO): plasma membrane; cytoplasm
Molecular function (GO): peptide binding; metalloaminopeptidase activity; zinc ion binding
Source: RefSeq, a predicted model, not a curated record
GCGGUGGAUAAUUCGAGCGUGGAGCUGCCGGCUACAGUCGAGGUCAUCAUGAACCGAUGGAUCCUUCAGAUGGGAUUCCCCGUCGUCACCAUCGACACCCAGACGGGAAAAAUGACCCAGAAGCACUUCCUGUUGGACCCCGAAUCUGUAGUGGACCGACCCUCAGAGUUCAAUUACGAGUGGUUUGUCCCCGUCACCUGGAUAAAGACUGGAGCAGCUGAACAGUCCUUCUGGCUUGUUAAAAAAGAAGCUACGAACAGUAGCUUUGUCACCGGUGCAGAUGAGUGGCUCGUGGCCAACAUUGACAUGAAGGGUUUCUACCGAGUGAACUACGACGAUAAAAACUGGGAACGCCUCCUCGCCAAACUGAGCUCCAAACAUGAGGAUAUUCGAGUGAUUAACCGAGCUCAAAUCAUCGAUGACGCUUUUAAUCUCGCAAGAGCGAAGAUAGUGGACACGACUCUGGCUCUGAGGACCACCACCUUCCUGGAUAAAGAGGUGGAAUAUAUGCCCUGGGAGACGUUCAGGAGAAACUUAAGCUACUACUUCCUGAUGUUUGACCGCAGCGAAGUGUACGGACCCAUGCAGGCUUACCUGAAGAAACAGGUUGAACCUCUAUUCAAACACUUCAAAAAUAUCACUGGCAACUGGACAAAGAUCCCAGAAAUGCACACCGAACAGUAUAACCAGGUGAAUGCGAUCUCCAUGGCCUGCAGCACAGGAGUGGACGGCUGCAAGGAGCUGACCAGCGGCUGGUUCACUGAGUGGAUGAAUAAUCCAGCUGUCAACAAGUGUAUAUCAUUGCUCCAGUUUAAAGAAGACAACGCGGGUAACUUCGGGUCGGGCACGACGGCUCUGGAGCAGUCGCUGGAGAGGACCAAAGCCAACAUGAAGUGGGUCGCUUUGAACAAGAAACCAGUGUUGGACUGGUUCGAGAGUCAGACUCCUGCCGUUUAA